Messenger RNA from Caenorhabditis elegans, 500 nucleotides. RefSeq names its product DB domain-containing protein (gene dbd-4). Bases 35 to 460 code for a protein of 141 amino acids. The transcript has 4 exons. NCBI's taxonomy places the organism in Eukaryota, Metazoa, Nematoda, Chromadorea, Rhabditida, Rhabditidae. The record is from RefSeq and is marked reviewed.
CAUUUCUCAAUACACAACACUUGGAUAAUCACAGAUGACUACUACUCGGCAACUAUUUUUUCUCGUUACUCUACUAUUCUUCUUUGAACAUGUUUCUGCACUAAACGCAAACGAGAAACUAAUCGCCUGUUGUGCUCAUGAUCCAGAAAUCGAUGCGGGAUGUGCAAAUAAAUAUUGCAAUUUUGGACAGAUUAAUCAACUUAUGGUCCUGCCAUUCAUUGCAGAAUGUGGCCCAAAAGGAAAAACUGUGUCUAGAAUUUGGGAUUGUAUAAGUUCGAAGCAUGAUCAUAGUGCAUGUUGUACCAAUCAGAAUGUUCUCCCACUGUGUCGUGCGUUCUGCAACGCGUCAAAAUCCGUUCCAACCGAUGUUCUUAAAUAUGGAUUUUGUACAUCUGAAUUUGACAAGUACCGUCUAUGUUUCCGUACCCAUCUUAAACAUCACAAAGCAAUUCGUCAGUGAACAUACAUUCUUGAAUUCUAAUAAAUUAUAAACUUCCUUC